UAUCCAUUUAUGGCUGGUUCGCAAGAAACACCAACAUAUUUUAGUUUAGUGUAUUCUACGGAACCAAGCACAAUUACUCAGUCAUCAGAGAUGAUAUCAAAUCCAAGCAUAAAUUUUACCACUUCAAAAUUAUUAACUUCCCGGCAUGCGACAUUAGAUUGUAACUUAGCAUGGAUCUGA
Messenger RNA from Ambispora leptoticha, 180 nucleotides. Lineage: Eukaryota; Fungi; Glomeromycota; Glomeromycetes; Archaeosporales; Ambisporaceae. The record is from the annotation of a GenBank genome assembly.